Messenger RNA from Rattus norvegicus (Norway rat), 3647 nucleotides. NCBI's taxonomy places the organism in Eukaryota, Metazoa, Chordata, Mammalia, Rodentia, Muridae. The record is from RefSeq and is a predicted model, not a curated record.
UGUGUAGCCUGUUACCCUGAGUUAUACACCCAGGGCCCCUGUGCCAGGGUACCGAGCUCUGUUGUCAUGAAUCUGGCCUGUCUAUCUCUCCCUAGACUUUAGAGGUCAGACCUGCUCCCCUGUCCUAGCCCUAGGGAACAACGUCCACUUAGUAAAGAGAUUUAUCUUUCUGAAAGGCCAGUGGGACAUGGGCAUGUCUCUUGUCUUCCCCUUCUCUCAGCCCCACCUCUAGUACCUGGAUCUAGAAAGGGGACCUCUGUUUGCUGUAUUUAGACGGUAGGAGAGGCUAGACCUAUUCCCACCAGUCUCUAACCUCUGACCCCAAUCCUGAAGUCCUUGGCUGAAUACUUGGCUCUCUCUGUGAGGUACCUCGUGGUAGGAGCUUUUUUUUUUUUUUUUUGAUCUGCUUGGAAUGUCUGGAUGGAACACAGAAGGUUGUAGGUAACAGCUGCCUCUGUGAUCUCACCACAAGGGGGAGAAAGAUUGCUUGCAGCAAAGAGGCAGACUCUGAGGAGAAGGGGACAGAGCAAAGAUGUCUGAAAAACACAAGUGGUGGCACCAGGUGGAUGCCAUCGAUGUCCAACAUGGAGGCUUUAAGAAAAAAACCUAUGAGCUCAUGGGUCGGCAUGAGGAGCAAGUGCUUAUCAACCGCAGGGACGUCAUGGAGAAGAAGGAUGCCUGGGACGUGCAGGAGUUCAUCACUCAAAUGUACAUCAAGCAGUUGCUUCGCCAUCCGGCCUUCCAGCUGUUGCUGGCCUUUCUGCUGGUGACUAACGCCAUUACCAUUGCUCUCCGCACCAACUCUUAUCUCGGUCAGAAACACUAUGAGUUAUUCUCGACUAUAGAUGACAUUGUGUUGACAAUCCUUAUCUGUGAGGUUCUCCUUGGCUGGCUGAACGGAUUCUGGAUUUUCUGGAAGGAUGGCUGGAAUAUCCUCAACUUCGCCAUUGUCUUUAUCUUGUUUAUGGGGUUCUUCAUAAAACAACUGAACGAAACCUUCAUCACCUACCCUCUCAGGGCUCUUCGGCUGGUUCAUGUGUGUAUGGCAGUGGAACCCCUGGCCAGAAUCAUCAGGGUCAUCCUGCAGUCGAUGCCGGACCUGGCCAAUGUCAUGGCCCUCAUCCUCUUCUUUAUGCUGGUAUUUUCUGUGUUUGGGGUCACGCUCUUUGGUGCGUUCGUGCCCAAGCACUUCCAGAACAUGGGGGUGGCUCUGUAUACACUCUUCAUCUGCAUCACCCAGGACGGAUGGCUGGACAUCUACAUGGACUUCCAAAGCCUCACACGUUCGUAGGACCACCUGACCCUGUUCACGGAGAUCUCAGCUACUGUGGUACAGUUGUAUGACUCAACUUCUGGCCAGGAAGCAAGCCUGUGCUUGUGUCUGAGGUUACUAGGUGGCUUCCAGAUUGCACCAGAGCGCAACGAGCCACCUAGAUUCCUGGGAAGUUUGGGUUUAACCAUUCCUGCUCAAACCUGCUCCCCAAGGUCAUUUUUGUGUUCUAUUCUUUGCUUCUUCUCUGUCAAGUCCAAGUCCAGUUUCACUCUGUCCCACUCUUCACUGUAAAGUAGAAGCCAGUUGGAUUUCUGCAGUCAGGAUUCAUCUAGACACAGGGAACAGAGUUCCCAGCAUUCAGGAAGCAGAGAGAGGCGAAUCAGGAGUUCAAGUUAAUUGUUGGCUAUAAUUAACAAGACUUGCUUCAAAAAGGAACAAGAGGGGAGGGGUAGGAUGAGAGACAUGCUGGGGUAGAGUGUUUGCCUAGCUUGGGUUCAAUCCCCAGAACUGAGCAAAGCAAGAUUGGUGGCCUCUACCUAUAUUGCACUGUGAGAGGCCAGUCUAAGAACAUAAAUAGAGAGAAAAGGCUGGCACAGCGGCACACGACUUUAGUCCUAGCACUUGGGAGUCAGAGGCAGGAGGAGCUUUGAAAGAACUGGGCCAGCCUGGUCUACAGACCCCAUUUCAGGCUAACCAGAGUUACAUGGUAAGACCUUGUUUCAAAACAAACAAACAAGCAAGCAAGCAAACAAACACAAACAAUAUCACCAAACCACCACCAACAACAACAAAAGGUGGGGCACUGAGGCCCAGAGCAUGAUUGCUGGGUGGCACAGGGAAGGCAGAGGCAGUGCAACCUCUGUUCGAGGCCAGCCAGGUCCACGUGGACUGCACAGUGGGGUGGCACUGGGCUUUUGAGUCUCUCCCCUUGCAAUGGCCCUGUGACGUUAGACAAAUGAUUCUACUGUUGGCCUCAAACUGGCAGCCAUCUUCCUGCUUCUGUCUCUUAAAUGCUGAGGUUACAGAUGUGGGUCACCAAGACCAGUUUUUUUAUGUGUGUAUUUAUUUAUGUUGUGGGUCUGGGCCCGUAAGCAUGCUCCGGAAGCCUUCUACUACAGAGCUGCUGCUCCGACUUCUAGCUUUUAAAAGUUGGAGGGAUUCAUUUUAUCUGUUUUGUCUUUAAAUGCAGUCUAGCAUAGUCCAGGAUAGUCCAUCACUCUAGCUCUUCCUCCGCUCACUUCCCAAGUGCUAAGCUUAUGGUCAUGUGACCCCACUAGCUUAGGCCGUGUAGAGGCUUCAUGCUUACUAGGCAAACACUCCACCAACCAUGUUUCAUUUUUCUAGUUUUUUUUUGUUUUGUUUUGGAGACAGAAACUCAGGUGUCCAGACUAGCUUUGAACUUCUGCUCUCCUAUCUCUAUUUCCUGAGAGCUGGGCUUUAUUACUUCUCUGAUCCUCUAUUUAAUCACUCAUAAUUAGAGACUGCAAUGCAGUAUUGACGGGCUGGAGAGAUGACUCAGCGGUUAAGAGCACCAACGGCGGGGUUGGGGAUUUAGCUCAGUGGUAGAGUGCUUGCCUAGGAAGCGCAAGGCCCUGGGUUCUGUCCCCAGCUCCGGGGGAAAAAAGAACCAAAAAAAAAAAAAAAAAAAAGCACCAACGGCUCUUCCAGAGGUCCUGAGUUCAAUUCCCAGCAACCACAUGGUGGCUCACAACCACUUGUAAUGGGAUCUGAUGCUCUCUUCUGUCUGAAGACAGCAACUGUGUACUCAUAUAGAAUAAAUAAAUAAAUCUUAAAAAAAAUACAGUAUGGACUACCUCAUAGGAUGGCAUGAGGAUCAGUCUAGAAAGAUCUGUAGACUUCUGUAGACUUCUGUAGUGCAGCUCAGCAUAGAGUGCUGCCAUUUCCAGUAGAUGUUAAGUAUGGCUGGGACUUGUACUGGACAUAGAAAAGGGUGCUGACUUCUGGGAGCUGGCCCUGCUGUCAGUCAGCAGAGCAUGUCUCAGGGAAGAGCUGCUGUGACCAGCAGGAGAGCACUCUCUCUGCAUUUACAGAGAAGAGUGUAUCAGAUCCCAUUACAGAUGGUUGUGAGCCACCAUGUGGUUGUUGGGGUUUGAACUCAGGACCUCUGGAAGAGCAGUCAGUGCUCUUAACCGCUGAGCCAUCUCUCCAGCCCUAAAUCACUGAAGCAUAAAGGGCCAGGGAAAUAAUGGAGCCCCUGACCACCAUUUUCAGGGUGGAGGAAAGAGAGUACGCAAUGGAGGUCGGGGGCGCCAUCUACUUUGCUAUCUUUAUCACCCUCGGUGCCUUCAUUGGCCUCAACUUGUUUGUCGUCGUCGUGACCACAAAUCUGGAACAAAUGAUGAAGACGGGCGAG